UAAAUGAGCCUUAGGUACCGGUUCAUCUACAUACAGCUUCGUCGAGCGCCUCUACUACGUGGCUGCGGCCGACCUCGACCGGCUGCGCGAGGCGGCGAUGGCGAGCGGCAGGCGCCCCUCCCGCGUCCAGGCGCUGUCGGCGUACCUGUGGAAGGCGCUCGCCGGCGUGGUGGCCGCGUCGCGGGUGCCCGAGGAGCGCUGCCGCCUGGCGUGGUGGGUGGACGCCCGGCCGCGGCUGGCGGCGCCAGAGCUCGCCGCCGUGAUGCCCAACUACUUCGGCAACGCCACGACGUACACCUCCGCGGACGCGACCACGGAGGAGGUCCGGCGGAAGCUGCUGGCGGACGUCGCGGCCAUGGUGCGGGAGGCCAUCACGGCGAUCGACUACGACGAGUACGUGCAGGAGAUCAGCGACUGGGUGGAGGAGCACAAGGAGGAGAUCUUCGUGGAGUCGCCGCUGCUCGGGCUCGGCGCCCCGACGCUGAGCCAGACGGUGUUCGCGUCGUUCCCGCUCGACACGGACUUCGGCUUCGGCCAGGCGGCGCUCGCCAUGCCCGUCUUCCGCUACACGAGGCUGAGCUCCGGAUUCAUGGCCAUCAGCGCGCGCCCCUCGGGAGGCGACGGGUCCUGGUUCGUCAGCGCCUGCAUGUGGCCGCGGCUUGCGACGGCGCUCGAAUCUGACGAGCAGCACAUCUUCAAGCCUCUCACGGCAGACUUUCUUGGCCUGGUCUAGAGUCUGGACCUCGUCGAUCGGCGGCUGAGUGCCUCUUGGACCUCUCAGCUUUCUUUACCUCUAUGAGCAACUCCUAUUUCUCCUUUUUUUUCCUGCUGUAAACCUGCCAGUAUAAUAUACCUGUUUCAUGCUAAUCCAAUCUUAAUUUGAAUGGGCA
Molecule: messenger RNA, 890 nt
Organism: Panicum virgatum (switchgrass)
Lineage: Eukaryota; Viridiplantae; Streptophyta; Magnoliopsida; Poales; Poaceae
Product: omega-hydroxypalmitate O-feruloyl transferase-like
Exons: 1
Coding region: 98-733 (211 amino acids)
Molecular function (GO): acyltransferase activity, transferring groups other than amino-acyl groups
Source: RefSeq, a predicted model, not a curated record